Molecule: messenger RNA, 2121 nt
Organism: Talaromyces atroroseus
Lineage: Eukaryota; Fungi; Ascomycota; Eurotiomycetes; Eurotiales; Trichocomaceae
Exons: 5
Coding region: 1-2121 (706 amino acids)
Biological process (GO): positive regulation of transcription from RNA polymerase II promoter by galactose; DNA-templated transcription
Cellular component (GO): nucleus
Molecular function (GO): DNA-binding transcription factor activity, RNA polymerase II-specific; RNA polymerase II cis-regulatory region sequence-specific DNA binding; zinc ion binding
Source: RefSeq, a predicted model, not a curated record
AUGCCUAGACCCAAAGUCCGCCCGGAAGAUCGCCAGCGUUCAUCCAAGGCCUGCCUGCCCUGUCAGGCAUCCAAAAUACGAUGUGACUCCCUGAAGCCAUGUACAUCCUGUGCCCGGCGUGGCAGAUCCGAGACCUGUGCAUACAGUGAGUCACAAGGGCGGCGGCUGUCAAGGGCUCGCCGCAACCGCGAGGUGAGAUUUGCGCCUUACAGCGGCCUUGAAACUGAAGCACCCGCCUCCACACCCGCGAAGACAGCGAAGGAGAUUAGAACUUCUCCUCCGGACCAGAGUCACAAUGAAGAAGACAGCUUAUUGCCGGAGACUGCAUCAUCCAUUGCUGCCCCCGUGCAGUCGCCGGAAUGUACAGAAAGCAGGUUGCUUCUGAGCUCCAAAGGAGAGAAAGUUUAUAUUGGAGAAACGUCAUCACUGUCAUUCCUGCAGUUUCUCCGCGGUAUUAUGAUUCAGUAUAUGGGCCCAUCCUCGUUUACGGAGAAUGGCCGUCUGAACGUCAUGCUGGAGGCGGACACGAAUGUGAAUCGUAAUGUCACCAUUGAAGAGAGUUUGGCAGAAAAGCAAGAAUUGAUUCAGAUAUGCUUUGAAGCGUGUAGCGGCUUCCUUGAUCUUUUUGAUAAAGACGACAUUCAAAGGCUCCUUCUUGAAGAUUCUUCUCGUGAGGGUAAAGUCAAUAGGGAAGAAAUGGCUGUUUUGUAUAUUGUAAUAGCCAUCGGUGGCCAAUGCCGCGGAUCAAGUCAUUCGGACUUUCAGUACGCUGCAAAGUACUUUGCAAAGGGUCAGCAGUAUGCAUUCGAGGGUAUGCUUAGGGACCCGAGCAUCAACUUGAUCCGCACAUUCCUCCUCAUGGCAUUUUAUAUGCUUGGGGCAUGCCAUCGCAACGCGGCAUAUAUGUAUCUCGGUAUUGCUUCCAAAGCGGCUGCCGCACUAGGAUUACAUAUCGGAAAGCAAGAUCAGGGUCUAUCGAAGGAUGAAUUGAGAACUCGUUGGCGAACAUUCAAAUCUCUAAGAGUUUUUGAUCUCGUGGUCAGUUUCCUCCUGGGACGACCUCCGGGCUCAGUGCCUUUUGACAGUAUUCGUUCGCCAUGGGAAAACGACUCACCUUCCCAUAGCGUCGCGGUUUCAGCUGCUUAUAAUGGCUCAGGCUUGCUGGAAGAGAUUGUGCAGCAUCUGAAAAGAGUUGGUAACAACUUCGACAUUCCAACUGCAGAGGGAUUUCUUCAGCGUUUACGCCAAUGGAUCCAAGGCUUGCCUCGCGACUUUCGGCAGAUAUCCUUUGAUGAGGGGGAAAGUGUCUCAGCAGUCCGAGAAACUGCCAUUGGUAACAUUCAUGUUAGCUGCAUAUAUUACUUCGCCAUCAUUCUGACAACACGAUCGUUUCUGAUCUCGCACUUGAUUUCUCGACUAAAGGAAGCUUCUGUUGUCUCUCCGGAUCCUAGGCUUGCUGCAGUUGGAGGUCCAGAACAACAGCAAAUAAGUCCCCAAUUGGCCCACGUAUGCAUCAGUGCGGCCACAUAUAUGGCAACCAUGUGUGAGAGAGCAAUGGUAUCCGAUCUCCUUUUAAACAACAUGUGUAUGAUGAAAGCUUGGGUCUUUGCAGCGGGGCUAAUACUGGGCUUCUCACUCUUCGCCUACGAUGUCGCUGAAUCCCGCGUUGAAACCGAGUCUGCAUUUCAGAGUGCCAGACAUGUCCUACGAAAUCUAGCCAUCUUGAGUCCCCAGGCAAAGCAAUACGAUGAAAUAUUGACUUCGUUCGCGGAGGCAAUCGUCCGACAUCGACAGCAGAAUCUGUCUGCGCGACAAAAAGUAGCAGAUCGAUACAUUGACUGUGUUCUGAAUAUCGACGUAAAUGUCAUGGAUCCGAUGCAACGCCAAAGUAGACUCGGCUAUCCCGAGGCCUGGGAGCAACCACCCCUGAUAGCUACUCAGAUGCCCAGGCUAUCGGCGCCAGAAUCGGGAGGCGACAACAGCGGUGGCCAUAUAGAUGGGACGGAAUCCGAGAUUGGGGACGGCCUUGAUCUUGAUGGUUUCAACGUGUUGCCUUUUGAUGAUGGGGUUAAUUUAUCGAUUGAUUAUGAGCCGUUUGGGCUACUGCUUGAUGGGAUUUAG